UUAGUAUAUAACUAAUGAGACUCUCGUUAAUCUCGUUCUCACAGAAUCAAUAUAAGUAAAUAUUCACCGUGGGAAUUAUAAAGCAAUCUGCAACAACUGGAUUUAUAAAUAAUUCUAUAAUUACAUUCAUUCAAAUUAUGAUUGUUUAUAUGUUCUAGUGAUCUAAUUCGGACAAUCGUAGUUAUUUACGAGCCUAACUGUUAAUGCCAUAUGCCGACAUGUUCUAGUGAUCUCAUUCGGACAAUUAUCGUUAUUUACGAGCCUAACUGUUAAUGCCACAUGUAGACCGGUUGUAAAUCGGGGGAUUUUCAAUAUACCCCAUUUAACAAAUGACAGUCGAAAUAUGAAUCCUAGCUGAUACUGAAUGUUUACAUAGAUCUAUAAAAAGAAUUGCAUUUAUUUACAACAACUCAGGGAAGAAAGAUGCUUACGGAUAAAGUUGUUCUUAUAACUGGAGGUGCUCAGGGCCUAGGAUUAGCAUUUUCUGAGAUUCUUUUGGAACAGGAUGCGAAGGUUUCAUUCUGUGAUAUCAACGAUGACGCAGGGAAGGAAACUCUACAAAAUCUACAAAAUAAAUAUGGCGAAAGUAAAGUGAUGUUUCAGAAAUGUAAUGUCACCAGUCAGGAUGAAAUGGCAGCCUUCUUCAAAAGUACAAAAGAAAAAUUUGGUCGUUUGGAUGUUGUGAUAAAUAAUGCUGGUAUUGGCGGAGAAACAACUUCUUGGGAAAGAACAGUUGAUGUCAAUUUGAAAGGAAUGAUCAGCGGGACAUUUCUUGGUCUGGAAUAUCUGAAAACCGACAAAGGUGGGAAUGGCGGUGUGAUCGUUAACGUAUCGUCUGCAGCAGGUUUAAGAGCAAAUCCCUUAAGUCCUGUUUAUUGUGCCAGUAAAUCUGGGGUCGUAGCGUUUAGUCAGAGUUUAGCUUGUAAUGAAGAUGUGAUCAAUGGUGGUGUGCGGAUAAAUACCAUCUGUCCAGCAUUUGCUGACACGGCUUUGGUCAGAGACCUGUACAAGGACAACACCGUCAAUGGCAACAGAGUCACAGAAUUUGUCAAUAAGAUUGGUAUUAUGACGACACAUGAAGUAGCAGAAGGACUUCUAGAAUUAGUUACAGAUGAACGAAAAAAUGGCGCUAUAUUAAAAAUGUCAAAACUUUAUGGAAAGGAAUAUGUUACAAUGGAAUACAAAACAGUUGUAAAUAGCAUAUUGUAAUUGAUAAUACUUUGAUAUUCAUAUAUCAUAUAUACGUUUUAUAUAUAAAUACACAUUUAUGUAAUUCAUAAAUGCACAAACUUUAGACGUUGGGUCCUUUACAUAGUUUUAUUGUUAAAGGACAAAAACUGGAUUUUUGUAAAUAAAUGGCAUAUUGUAAAUUAGAAAAAAAUAAUAACACUUUU
Molecule: messenger RNA, 1394 nt
Organism: Mytilus trossulus (common blue mussel)
Lineage: Eukaryota; Metazoa; Mollusca; Bivalvia; Mytilida; Mytilidae
Product: 15-hydroxyprostaglandin dehydrogenase [NAD(+)]-like
Exons: 7
Coding region: 424-1209 (261 amino acids)
Cellular component (GO): cytoplasm
Molecular function (GO): oxidoreductase activity, acting on the CH-OH group of donors, NAD or NADP as acceptor
Source: RefSeq, a predicted model, not a curated record